This is a messenger RNA of Sphaeramia orbicularis (orbiculate cardinalfish), 1707 nucleotides long. Its product is annotated as C-X-C chemokine receptor type 1-like. Gene Ontology annotation, molecular function: C-C chemokine receptor activity; C-X-C chemokine receptor activity; C-C chemokine binding. The coding region runs from base 54 to 1133 and encodes 359 amino acids. Lineage: Eukaryota; Metazoa; Chordata; Actinopteri; Kurtiformes; Apogonidae. The transcript is spliced from 2 exons. The record is from RefSeq and is a predicted model, not a curated record. Gene Ontology annotation, cellular component: external side of plasma membrane; membrane. Gene Ontology annotation, biological process: immune response; positive regulation of cytosolic calcium ion concentration; calcium-mediated signaling.
AAUGCUCUUAUGCACCGAAUCAUUUAGGUAUCAACUUCGUCAAGAUAGCAGUCAUGGGUGCCAUGUCAUUGUCCUUUGACGUUCCUGAUGACUUCUUCGCAAAUGACAGCAGCCACAUCAAUUUUACAGACUUCAUUCUAGAUCCACUCACAAUAUCAUGUGAGAUAAACCUACUCAGUCCUACAGUAACUGUGGGUUUGUGUAUCAUCCUCAUAAUCAUCUUUUUACUGGCAAUACCAGGAAAUCUGUUGGUCGGAUGGGUGAUAAGCAUCAGUCAACAUGCUGCCACUCCAUCAGAUGUGUAUUUGUUUCAUCUGACAAUGGCAGAUUUCCUGAUGGCUCUAACUAUCCCAUUCUCUGCUGUAGUAGUGGUGCAAGGGUGGAUCUUUGGAGACUUCAUGUGCAAACUUGUGAGUCUCAUCUUUGACGCAAACUUCUAUACCAGUAUCCUGUUCCUGGCCUGUAUUAGCAUAGAUCGUUAUCUUGUGAUUGUGCACGCCAGCGAGACUCUGAAAAGUCGCCAGAGGAUGUGCAGCAGGACGGUCUGUGGAGCAGUGUGGGCUCUUGGUUGUGCCCUUGCACUGCCUGCAUUUUUCAAUGAAGCCUUUAAGCCAGACAACGACAAGGAGUUAUUGAUUUGUUCUGAAACCUUUGACAUUGGUGACGCCGCCUCAUGGAGGGUUACUAUACGUGCAUUCCGUCACAUAUUCGGCUUCUUGCUGCCACUGAGUGUAAUGGUAACUGCCUACAGCAUCACCAUUGGAAGACUGCUGCACACCCGUGGUUUCCAGAAGCACCGAGCCAUGAGGGUGAUCAUAGUGGUGGUGAUUGUGUUUCUGCUGUGCUGGAUGCCAUACCAUCUAACCAUGAUGGUGGACACACUCCUGAGGGCUAAGCUCAUACCUUUUGAUUGUGCCAUGAGGAGGUCAGUGGACAAGGCUUUGGCCAUAACCAACAGCAUGGCUCUUUUCCACAGCUGCAUCAAUCCAGUCCUCUACGCCUUUGUGGGAGAAAAGUUCAGGAAGAAAAUGAAGCUGUUGCUUCAGAGGAGAUUCAGACAGGAAAGGAUGUCCGGGUCAAAGUUCAGUAGGUCCACAUCUCAGAUCUCAGAUGGCAGUCAAGCUGUUUUCUGAAACCUGUGACUUUUUUGCAAUACAACUCAUCAAGGGUUCUUAUAAGGUCAAUCAAUCAAUACACUGGCCACCCAUUUAAGAGUUAGGGUCAUAUCUAAGUCAUGUUUAGACAGCAUAGAUUACAUUGUAGUUCCUGUACACAGAAACAAGAUGUGGUGCCCUUUAAAAUGAAGUUUAAUACAUGCAUUUGACCUUGCACUUCUUAUAUUGCAAACAUAUUCUGAGUUAAGUGAAAAAGGUGGAUAUUUAAAGGGAAGAAAACUUAGUUUCCUAAAAAUAAAUUCCACACAAUGCUAUUCUCUUCAACUUCAAAGUAUGAAGUUCAUGACAUUUUUUGGAAGCUGCAUUGUUGACUUGUGUGCUACACCACUGCUGCCAUCUACUGAAGUAACUGUUGCUUACGUCUUCCAACUGUUCACUGCCAGUCUCUUAAAUUUCUAUUCAAUUUCUACUUCUAUUGCUAAUGACUGUAUCAUCUCUGUCAAACCAGACCUUGUGGUGACCUCUGUUAAUUGAUGCCAAAUUGCAUUCUACAUUUCUGUUGUAUGAAUGAAAGCUCAAAGACUUGCAGUGA